AACUUUUAUUUUUGAUAUUAAUUUCAUCAUUCCGUUAACAGAAAUGACAGGGGAAACAUUAAAAUAUCAAAGAAUCAAUCUUUUAUUUUUUUAACUAAUGAUGUGGAAAAAAUAUAAGACUUUUGAAUGAUUUGGCAUUUUUAAUCUUUUGCACAUCAAUAUGAAAAAAAAAAAGAAAGGGAAAAAGAAAAAGAAAAUGAUCAUCUUCUUCUUGUUUCUCAAGGCUUUGUUCCCAUUGAAAUCCCUUUGGAAACAACCUGAAAGUCUAAAACUCUUCUCGAUGCUUCUCUCCUUUUCCUUUCCACCUCUGAGUGAAGCCGCGACAGUUGAUCUCCAGCAUCGGAUCCUCAUGGUUCAAGGUGGUUCAGUCACCGACACUUGAAUCUAUUUCUUGUUGAUCUCUAGCUGUUUGUUCUUGAUUUCGGUUGCAUUCAGUCUAAGUCUGGUGUUAGCUGGUCGAGAACAAGGCUCCGAUCAUUUCUACUCAACCUCUGUAACUCCGAUCUCCCUCUCUCCUUUGGUAAUCAUUCUAAAAACUUAGAAUUUCUUAAAUCAAUUUGAUAAUUAAAGAUUUUACACUUGAUUGAUCAUGAAAUUGAUUUUUUUUUUUUUGAGAAAAUAGGGAAAAGUGCAAUUCAAAUUCCAGAAGUUAGUGUUCGCUAUUAGAUCUAACUUUAUGGCUUUUUGAGAUCUUUUAUAUGAAAUGAAAUUUUUUAGCUGGAUAUAUAUACUCAUAUUUUCUACCCUUUUUUUUUCAUAAAUUUAACCAUUAAAAUUUCCAUUUUUGAUGAAAUUUAUUUUUGUUUGAUGGAAAUUUCUACCCAAAAGGACUUCUCAUCUUCUUCCAAGCCUCAUGAUGCUCUAGGUUCCUUUCUUCAGUCGUAUCCAUAUCCAUUUCUCAAUUCAUAUGAGCUCCUUUUCUUUUUUUCUUUUUCUUUUUUUCAUUUCUUGAAUUUUUCAACGGAUUUUAAUGGAUAAGGAAGCGAAGAACUCUAUUUUGGUUUCUUUUGUCAUCAUAUAUCUUCUUCUUCAUUUUUGUUUUGUUAGUGUUGUGCCUCAUUUCUUUUAGGGUUUGUAGAGGUAAGGGAAAACCAAAGGCCAAAGGGAGAAGGAAAAGGGAAGUGAAAUAGGAAGAAGAUGAUCAUUUUCAUCAUAUGAUUUUCUUUUCUUUUCUUUUCUUUUUUUUUUUUCAUUUCUUGAAUUUUUCAAUGGAUUUGAAUGGGUAAGGAAGUGAAGAACUCUAUUUUGGUUUCUUUUGUCAUCAUAUAUCUUCUUCUUCGUUUUUGUUUUGUUAGUGUUGUGCCUCAUUUCUUUUAGGGUUUGCAGAGGUAAGGGAAAACCAAAGGCCAAAGGGAGAAGGAAA
Rubroshorea leprosula is the source of this 1363-nucleotide messenger RNA. NCBI's taxonomy places the organism in Eukaryota, Viridiplantae, Streptophyta, Magnoliopsida, Malvales, Dipterocarpaceae. The record is from the annotation of a GenBank genome assembly.